Heterocephalus glaber (naked mole-rat) is the source of this 4268-nucleotide messenger RNA. The record is from RefSeq and is a predicted model, not a curated record. NCBI's taxonomy places the organism in Eukaryota, Metazoa, Chordata, Mammalia, Rodentia, Bathyergidae.
GGGCUCCUGACUUUGCGCAUGCGCAUCUGUACCUCUUCUCCACGUUGGUUCCGAGUCCUCAGUCCCUCACCUCAACCUGGCUUUAGGUGUCUAGUGUCUGUGGGUGAUUUGGCUGUCACCUAAGCCACGAUGGGUAAGACUGCUGAUUUUCUGGGUCCAGGAGCGCGGCCCGACCCGGUGCGGAGCUUCAAUCGCUGGAAAAAAAAACACAGCCAUAGGCAGAACCAAAAGAAGCAGUUGAGGAGACAGCUGAAGAAGCCCGAGUGGCAGGUCGAGCGCGAGGGUAUCAGCCGUCUUGUGCAGAACUACGAGAAGAUAAAUGUAAAUGAAAUUACAAGAUUUUCAGAUUUCCCCUUGUCUAAAAAAACACUGAAAGGUUUGCAAGAAGCCCAGUACCGGUUGGUAACUGAGAUACAGAAGCAGACCAUUGGGUUGGCUUUGCAAGGUAAAGAUGUACUUGGAGCUGCCAAAACCGGAUCUGGAAAGACUUUGGCUUUCCUUGUUCCAGUGUUGGAAGCUUUGUAUCGUCUGCAGUGGACCUCAAUGGAUGGGCUGGGCGUUCUGAUAAUAUCCCCUACAAGAGAACUGGCUUAUCAGACUUUUGAAGUUCUCCGAAAAGUAGGAAAGAAUCAUGACUUUUCAGCUGGUCUUAUCAUUGGUGGAAAGGAUCUGAAACAUGAAGCUGAGAGGAUCAACAACAUAAAUAUACUUGUUUGCACUCCUGGUCGGCUUCUUCAACACAUGGAUGAAACAAUAUGCUUUCAUGCCACCAAUCUCCAAAUGUUAGUUCUUGAUGAAGCAGACAGAAUCUUGGAUAUGGGCUUUGCUGAUACUAUGAAUGCUAUUAUUGAAAAUAUUCCCAAGAAACGUCAGACUUUACUUUUCUCAGCAACACAAACCAAAUCUGUAAAGGACCUUGCACGCUUGAGUUUGAAAAACCCUGAGUAUGUCUGGGUUCAUGAAAAAGCAAAAUACAGCACCCCUGCCACUUUGGAACAGAACUACAUAGUUUGUGAACUGCAGCAAAAAUUAAGUGUGCUAUAUUCCUUUUUGAGAAGCCAUUUGAAGAAAAAGAGUAUUGUAUUUUUCUCCAGUUGCAAAGAGGUUCAGUAUCUGUACCGUGUGUUCUGCCGGCUUCGUCCUGGUAUUUCUAUCCUUGCUCUCCAUGGCAGACAGCAGCAAAUGAGAAGAAUGGAAAUCUACAAUGAAUUUGUCCGCAAGAGAGCUGCAGUGCUCUUUGCUACUGAUAUUGCAGCCAGAGGACUAGAUUUCCCAGCUGUGAAUUGGGUUCUUCAGUUUGAUUGUCCAGAGGAUGCCAACACAUAUAUUCACAGAGCAGGUAGAACUGCCAGAAUCAAUCCAGAAAAACUUAUAGAUGUCCAGAAAAAAUUGGAAUCCUUUCUGGCCCAAGAUCAAGAUUUAAAAGAAAGAGCUCAAAGGUGUUUUGUCUCCUACAUACGUUCAGUAUAUCUUAUGAAGGAUAAAGAAGUAUUUGAUGUGAGCAAGUUACCUAUUACUGAAUAUGCACUGUCUCUUGGUCUUGCUGUGGCACCACGAGUAAGAUUUCUUCAGAAAAUGCAGAAACAGCCCACUAAAGAACUGGUUAGGAGCCAAGCCAACAAAAUAAUUGAGCAUAAGACUCCAUCCCUAACCAAUGAUGAAGUGGAAGAAUUUAGAGCCUAUUUCAGUGAGAAAAUGUCCAUCCUACAGAAAAGUGGGAAAAGCUUAGAAGAAACAGAGUACAGGGUGGCUAGUGGUACUAGUGAUGAAAAACUGGAGGAAGAGGAGGAAGAUGAUGAAGAAAAGGAAGAGAAACUGGGAAAAGCAAGAGAGUCUCAAACUCAGUCUGUUCCUAAUAUUGAUGAGGCACAGAAGGUCAAGGAUGUCCAUGUGCAGUUCUUGGACAGAGAUGAUGAGGAAGAAGAUGGACCUGAUGAUAAUUUUCUUAAAGUGAAGCGGCGUGAUGUGUUUGGGUUGGAUCUUAAAGAGAAUAAAGCAUUACUGAAGAAAGAAUCUUCUAAAUCUGGUGUGAAGAAAAAAGUAACAAAAGUUGCAGAAGCAAAAAAAAUAAUGAAGAGAAAUUUUAAAGUGAAUAAAAAAAUAACAUUUACUGAUGCAGGGGAGUUGGUUCAGCAGUGGCCACAAAUGCAGAAAUCUGCCACAGAGGAUACAGAGGAAGAUGAUGAUACUGGUGGUAUCAACUUAGAUAAAGCAAAGGAAAGGCUUCAGGAAGAGGACAAAUAUGACAAAGAAGAAUAUAGGAAGAAAAUUAAGGCAAAGCAUCAGGAAAAAAGACUGAAAGAAAGGGAAGCCAGAAGAGAAGCUAACAAGAAACAAGCCAAGGCCAAAGAUGAAGAGGAGGCCUUUCUCGAAUGGAGUGAUGAUGAUGAUGAUGAUGAUGAUGGAUUUGAUCCAAGCACACUUCCAGAUCCAGAUAAACACAGAAGCUCUGAAGAAUCAGAUAGUGAAGAAAUUGAAGAUAAGAUUAGUGAUACCAAGAAGAAGCAGGGAAUGAGGAAAAGAAACAACAGUGAAGUAGAAGCCGUGGGACCAAGAAGUCACCAUAGAAAGAAGGCCAAGUGGGAAACCUUAGAGCCUUUGGAUACAGGCCUGUCUUUAGCAGAGGAUGAAGAACUGGUGUUACAUCUGCUCAGAAGUCAAAGCUAAAUACUUCCUCCUGCUGUCUGCUCCUUGAUACCUCUGAAUGUCACUAUGUGGGCAAAAAGUUAAAAAAAAAAAGUAACAUGUUGGUGCAUUUUAAGUACCAUGAGUUCCAUUCCCAAAUGACAUUCUCCACACAGAAACAAUCACAUUUCUGACCCCCUUUUCAUAGACCAUGCUUUGCACCAUCAUGGAGGAUACUCAGAGUCGGGAUGGGUUACACAGUUUCCUGAUCCAAUUUUGACAUAUGUUUUAUAUCUCCAAAGAGACCAGCCCUGAGAAAGACAAGUAUUUUUUUUCAUUGAGAUGAUCAAUAAUAAACAUUUGCUAUAAAGUAUUAAUAUGUUCAUUGUGUUCAGUAAUAUAAGAGUAUCCUUAUGGGUAGGUUCCUGAGAUUAAAACAUACGGCCAAUUCCUGAAAUGGUGAUUUUUUUCAUAUUGUUAGAUUAGCCAACUCAAACAUCAUAUCAUUUCACUCAUACUACAGAGUUGCUAAAAAUUAUUUCUAAAAUCUAAAAGUUCUCAAACUUGAACUCAUGAACACAGGCUUGUAGCUCUCCUGCAAGGUUCUCUGUUCAUCAGGUGCCAUCAGUCCCCACCCAAACUCAGCUCCUGAUAAUGAGGAAAAAGCAAAUUUGGUACAAAUAAUUGAAAGAUUCUUUAGAGGGAGAGAAUAUGGUGAAGAAAUCUGGGUCUUGGUAUGAAAUUUCUGUUUGAAACAUAGAUUUCUCAUCUCUCACAACUCUGUUCCUUAUGUCUUUCCUUACCCCAUGCACAAACAAAAAUAAUUUUCAAUCAUGAAUAAACUCAAUCAUGAAUCCAAGAAGAGUGUUGAUGUCACUAGACCUGGAUAUCUCAAACACUUUCAAUUCAGCCUGUUUGUCUCCUGUUGUAUUCAGUAUCCUCAUGAGUGGCACCAGCAUCUUUCCACCAUCAAAAUGAGAAACUUGGUGACUACUUAGCUUCUUCCUUUUCUCAGUCUGUUCUUUACUGGAUCACAUUCUCCAAUCUAACCUUUCCAAGAAUUCUCUUUAAAGCCAGUGAAUCUAAACAUGUUUCUUCCUGGCUAUUUUUCCUGUUAAAAUGCUUUUCACGUGAUAGUAUAGCCAUUUGUUUAUAAGACACUUGCUCCUGUUAUAUGACAAGCUUCUGGAGAGUGCAAAGACCAUGUUUUGUCCAUCUUCUGUAUCCCCAGGGCCGCAUACAGCACCUGCCCUGUUAUUGGCUUAGUGAAUUAAUGAGUGACAGUACUAAACCGAGACAUUUUAAAGCUGUGUUAUAGCACAUUGCUCUAUCACUUCUGUUAGAAAGGAAGGAGUGAUGGAUAUGAAAACUAGAUGGAAUGGCUAUUAUGGGAAAGAAACAGGUAAAUAGAUGGGAAAGGUUUGGGGGUAUAACAACUUGAAAAGAUCUUGAAAUCGGAGUUUCUGAUAGAGUCUCUUGGCCUUGAAUGUUUUUAAAGAUCAUGAAGUUGCAAGAAUGUGUAAACUGCAAGUUUAUCAUUGAAUUAACUCUGUACAGUUUUAGAUUGUUUUUCCUGAUACAAGUAAGGAAUUGAGGUAGUUUACUCCCUGUAUGCAAAUGUUGAAUAAAAAUAUUGCAAGGGC